UCUAUCGAACUGAAGGGUCUAAGCUAUCAGUAUGAAUCUUCAGAUAGUUUUGCUCUGAGGAAUAUAAACUUCAAAUUUGAAAAAGGGAAGAAAUAUGCACUAGUAGGACAGAGUGGCGCUGGAAAAUCAACGCUACUCGAUCUUAUUUUGGGCUUCUCUUCGCCUUCCCAUGGUUCUAUUUAUAUAGAUGGGAGCUCUAUCGAUGAACUGGCUCUUGAAUCCUACAGAGCUCUUUUUGGAUUAGUGACUCAGGAGGCUAUUUUAUUUAAUGAUACGAUAGAAAACAAUCUCUCUUUUGGAAUAACCGACAAAGCCAAAUCAGAUCGGGCUCUAACGAUAGGCAAUGCACUAGAAUUCGCGCAGAAAAUCUACCAACAGCCUAUAGGCGAGCGUGGCGGAAAACUAAGUGGUGGCGAAAAACAACGAUUGACUAUCUCUAGAGUGGCUUAUCGCAAUCCUGAAAUCGUACUUAUGGAUGAAGCCACCUCUGCGCUCGAUAGCCAGAACGAAAGUGAAGUACAAGCAGCACUAGAUGAAUUGCUCAAAAAUAAAACGAGUAUCAUAAUAGCACACAGACUCAGUACGGUUAAAAAUUCGGACUGUAUCGUACUCAUGGAUAAGGGUGAAAUCAAGAACUUUGGCACACAUGACCAGCUCUAUGCAUCAGACGAUUUGUAUCGAAAAAUGGUGGAUUUGCAGAAGUCUUGUCUGCGGUAUGUGUUUGUAUACGCUACAUCUUUUUUUAGUCAAAAUAUAGUUAAUAAUCUAAGAAAAAAAGUCUUUUCCCACCUUAUGCGCUUGCAUGUGCAAUAUUAUGAUGAAACACCUGUAGGUAGGCUGACCACCAGAACGAUUAAUGAUGUUGAAACCAUUAAUGAAGUCUACUCUGAUAAUUUUUUUACGAUAGUAUCCGAUAUCCUGACGAUCAUUUUUGUACUAGGUUUUAUGCUUUAUACCGAUGUGACCCUGACACUUAUUUCUCUUGUGACACUGCCUUUCCUAUAUAUAGCCACCUAUAUCUUUAAAGAAAAAGUAAAAGUGGUCAACGAAAAACUAAGAGAUAAGAUAGGCGAAUUAAAUGCCUUUGUUCAGGAACAUCUCAUGGGAUUUAAAAUAGUCAAAGCCUUUGCUGCAGAGGAAAAAGAGGAAAAUAAAUUCAAACAGAUCAAUAACGGAUUCACUGCUUUAAACAUCAAAAGUAUAUGGUAUUACUCUUGGUUUUUCCCUGUUUUAGAAACCCUAAUUGCUAUCAGUAUUGGUCUUGUAGUUUCUUAUGUAGCUGUUCAUAGUUUUGAGACCAAAGACUUAUCUGCUGGUGUCAUUACUUCCUUUCUGCUCUACCUCAAUCUGCUCUUUAGACCUAUGCGAUUUAUAGCAGAUAAAUUUAAUUCCAUCCAAAUGGGGUUCGUAGCAUCAAAGCGCGUAUUUGAGCUUCUAGAUACGCCCAGCUUAGAAGAGAACACCGGCAAAUUAAAAGACCUGAAAUUAAAUGGAGACAUCUCUUUUGAAAAGGUGGAAUUCUCCUAUGUCAAAGAUGUCGAAAUUCUGAAAAAAAUAUCCUUUCAUAUCGAAGCAGGCCAAUCCUUAGCUAUAGUAGGCGCUACAGGGUCUGGAAAGACGAGUAUCAUCAAUAUUCUCAAUCGGUUUUAUCCUUUUCAAUCUGGGACUAUAUCCAUAGAUAAACGUAAUAUUCUAGACUACGAUUUAGACUUUCUAAGAUCACAAAUAGCCAUGGUGCUGCAAGAUGUCUAUCUCUUUUCUGGAAGUAUAAUUGAUAAUAUUAUCAUUGAAAACUCCUCUGCCACUAAGGAGGACAUUAUUGACAUGGCUAAACAAUUGGAAAUCCAUGAGUUCUUUAUGAAACUUCCUGGGAACUAUGAUUUUGAAAUUAAAGAACGAGGCAAUUCACUAUCGCAUGGUCAAAAGCAAAUCAUAUCACUUUUUCGCGCUAUAGCUAAAAAACCUAGCAUCUUGAUUCUAGAUGAAGCUACUUCAUCCAUAGACUCCAAUACAGAAUAUUAUAUUCAGAAACUAAUAGCACAGAGUAUAAAAAAUAAAACCUCCAUAGUCAUCGCACAUCGCCUAUCUACCAUUAUGCAAGCCGAUAAGAUUCUAGUGCUAGAUCAGGGGGUCAUCGUAGGAGAAGGAACGCACGAUAGCUUGUUAAAAACGAAUAGUCAUUAUCAAAAAUAUUUCGAAACCAUAGAAACUCAAAACGAGGUCAGCAAACGCUGCUUCAAGCCG
Molecule: messenger RNA, 2244 nt
Organism: Darwinula stevensoni
Lineage: Eukaryota; Metazoa; Arthropoda; Ostracoda; Podocopida; Darwinulidae
Source: the annotation of a GenBank genome assembly